Molecule: messenger RNA, 1116 nt
Organism: Diaporthe citri
Lineage: Eukaryota; Fungi; Ascomycota; Sordariomycetes; Diaporthales; Diaporthaceae
Exons: 2
Coding region: 1-1116 (371 amino acids)
Source: RefSeq, a predicted model, not a curated record
AUGGAUUCCCUUGAAGCUUUCGAACGAGGCCGAGCUCUUCCUCCUGAGGCUCUAAAUCACGGCUCGCCCAUCAAUCCAUUCAAGGCGGAGAUCAUUCCGCUCAGGGUCGAGCCAUCCAUUCCCCAUGUCUGGCAAGGCUUUAACCGCUCAGCAGUCUUCUUCUUAGAUGAGCACCUUGUCUUAAAAGCUCAAAAGCAGUACCAUAUCCCCAAUGUCCCCUUACCGGGAGAUCGUGUGCUCCUAGAACUCGGGCUCGCCAACUUCACGGGUACACAGCUUGAACGGCAGGUCUUUACCAUCUUGCAAUCUUCGCCACAUCCUAACCUGGUUCGUUGCCUAGAUGUCCGCGGAGUCAAGGAUUCAGAUAUACUGGAAGGUAUACUGUUCUUCGAGAGACUUGAUCCACUGAGUACAGCCUUGGCUGAGUCCAAUAUGACUUGUCGACGACGCUCGGUUGUCGAGCUCGCUUCGGCCUUUGCGCAUCUCGAAUCGCUCGGGCUCAUACCCACGCAUGCAUGUGCCCAAGAUCUAGGGCUUGAUAAAAACGGACGACUUAAGCUGAUGGGGUUCGGCGCCUCGCCACGCCGUUCUUAUCCAGGAGUCCAGGGACAUGAAGAAACGGCCGCGGACGAGCCCAUUCCUAGUGCCGAGGUUAUACGCCAAAACAUAGGAAGUGCCCACCAGCGCCUCGCGUCUUGUCUACACUACAUCCUUACCGGUGUUGACCCGGAUGAGCAGGCUCAGCAACUGGGCGACGCACGUUAUAGCCAGACAGAAAGGAUCCAGUGGCGCGAAAAGGUCCGGCGCGGGGAGUACGCUAUCGCCCCUGGUGCAGAGCCAAUCGCGGGUAUUCUCCAGGAUGCCUGGACUCUGAGAACCACAACUGGUGACAAGGCUACGUCUUUCUCAGAGGUGGAACAGAUGAUUCGAGGCGCCCUUGGCCCCGUCGAUAUCGAGUAUGGCGGGGGACUUCAGCCAGUCAACAAUGUUGAUGUGGAAUUGAUUGAAGAGAGAUGUCGUGCGUGGCUCGGGGCGCAAGAGCGGGAGACGAAGUGGAUGGGAUGGAGGGAAUAUGAAGAGGCAGUCAGAGAGGCGACGGUCGACUAUAAUGCUUGA